Molecule: messenger RNA, 1118 nt
Organism: Chaetomium strumarium
Lineage: Eukaryota; Fungi; Ascomycota; Sordariomycetes; Sordariales; Chaetomiaceae
Exons: 2
Coding region: 59-652 (197 amino acids)
Source: RefSeq, a predicted model, not a curated record
CCAUUAACGACAAGCAACCGAAGAAGGCUGCAGAAGGCUCACACGAGCUGUGCUGACCAUGGCGCCGCCAGCACAACCAUUAACAGGUCCGGCACGAAAGGCCUCGAAAAAAAUCCCGCCGCUCACCAAUCUCGCCCCCUGCGUCUUAGUCCCUCUCCGAGACGACAUCCUCAAUACCGAACUGUCACAAGACCCGGUCAGACGCAUCAAGUGGAUUCUCAACACCAUCAACUAUCAGCGUGAAGGGAUCCGGGAGAAUCUGCUAUGUAUGUUUGAGCGAGAGAAGCAGCGCGCCAUCCAGCAGGCCAUUGAAAUGGAGCAGGCACAGGGCCCGCCAAAAACCAGACCAGGCUUGCCUCUGAGCGAGGUGGACGAAGUUAUCGCGAAUAUGGAAGCUCCAGCCGUGCCCGGUAUGAACUACAACAUUUCGAGUAUGCCAGUCUUGCACCCUCCGACGUCCCUGCCACCCAACACGUCCCAUAGGGACAGGACCGUGUUGGAACUUCUCCUGAUGGUCGAGAAGGGACUGUCUCAACUGCAAGGAUUCGAGAAAUACAUGGCGGACAUCAAACAGCACUACCUCGCCUGUCUCGAGCGGGAAUUGGCAAAGAUGGACGAUCCCGGGAGGCUGACGGAGGGACGAUCGGGAUGAAGGCUGGUAGAAGCGGUGACGGGAAAACAUUGGCCAGCUACACUAUUCCCAGCGCAGUGGUGGUGCCUUGGAGCGUGUCGCGAUGAAAGAUUUCGUAGGAAGAAUGUGGCAACCGGCGGUAAGAACCAUUGCUCAUCGAGGCCAAAAGAGCUCUCUCACAUGCAUCCAAAUCGGAGCCGAUAUAUUCAAUCUAGAGCACAUGAUAGAGGAGGACUCGGUGGAAGAGCGAUGCAGCACGAACGUGCCACAUCGCCGACAAAAUGCUCCUACAAUAAGUGCCCAAAAAGUACAAUGGAGAGAGAAAAAGUUCAAAAUGCGAAAGCGUUGCAAACAGUGGAGGCUUUAAAAAGGCGACAAGCUUACAAUUUGCGGACCGUGAUUGGCUGAAUAAGCGGGGCCGCUAGCUCACGUUUCUUCCGGGUAGUACUUCGUCUGAGCCGUCCCACGCCUCACGACUUGGCCCAGG